This is a messenger RNA of Auxenochlorella protothecoides, 2058 nucleotides long. Its product is annotated as Ferric-chelate reductase 1. NCBI's taxonomy places the organism in Eukaryota, Viridiplantae, Chlorophyta, Trebouxiophyceae, Chlorellales, Chlorellaceae. The record is from RefSeq and is a predicted model, not a curated record. The coding region runs from base 1 to 2058 and encodes 685 amino acids. The transcript is spliced from 8 exons.
AUGCUGAGCCCUGUGACAACCAAUUACCGCAGAUCGGAGUCUAAGCUUCGUUUUGCAUACUUUGAGGACCCUCGGGAUGCUGCACUCUGGACCAGCGGGCAGAAGCCUGUGCACCGUCCAGGGCGGGUAGCACACAUCCAGCAGUACCAUGCCGCCACUGGGACCUGGAGCGCGGUGGUGGAGGCCCCGGGCCCAGUCUCCUCGGUCACCCUGCUCAAGCAGGGGGUACGCGUGGCGCACCGCGACCUCAAGCGCGACGCAGCGGGUCUUGCUUCCGGCGUGCUUGUCGUCUCUUCGGGGAGCACGCCCACCGCCAGCAACAGCCGUCACCGCAAGGAGGCAGAGCGCAUGGCCGCCCGUACAGCCUCCAGCCGCCGCCUGCUGGCCACCAGCGACUGCACCCUGGACAUCUCGGGCACCGCCCACUCCUUCACGGCCUGCCAGAGCGUGGCCACCGGCUUCACCGUCUACACGGCGCUGGAGGCCGGCGUCGGCGGCGCCGCCGUCCUGCGCGCCGGCGUAUCGGCGGAUGCAUCCGGCGGCUGGGCCGGCUUCGGCGUCUCCGCCGACCAGUCCAUGGUGGGGGGGCACGUGGGCGUGGUGGCGGUUGACUCCGGCGCCGCCUCAGGAGCCAGUGUGUCGGGCUACACGCUGCCCUCCUACACCGCCUCGCGCGUGAAUGCGGCCAAGGGGUCGCUCACCCUCUCCGAUACCAGCGCCAUCGCGUUGUCCGACGGCACGCUUCGCGCGACGUGGUCCUUCCCCCUCAACCAGACCCUGGCCGAGGCGGAGGCCGCCGAGACCGGGUUCAUCUACGCCAUCGGGCCCCUGGCCGGGGCAGGCGUGCUGGGCUCCCACAUCACCACGCUUUCCUGCAGGCUGGUCGGGCUGUCCAGCGGCGCGGGCGAGGAGUUCGGGUCCUGCGCCUCCCUUCCCUCCUUCGGCAGCGGGCUCAACCUGUUCUGGACCGCACGCGAGGCCUCGGGGUCAAACGCGGCCACGGUGACCUGGGGCAUGAAUACCAGCGCCAGCGACGGCUGGGUGGCGGUCGGCUUCCCCGCCUCGCCGGGGGAGAUGGUGGGCGCCAACGCCGCCAUCCUGUCCUCCUGCCCCACCUGCGCCUCGGGGGUCAGGCUGGAGGGCUACUACCUGGCCGGCACCAGCCAGGCGGACGUCCAGCCCCCCUCCCGCAUCCAGCUCUCCGACAUCUCCGCCUCGCGCCUGGACGGCGGCGGCAUGGCGGGCGCGUUCACCGUGACCCUGGCGACCAGCGGCACGGCCCGCCGCCGCGGCCUGCUGACCCUGGGCACCCAGCCCAUCAUAGUGGCGUCGGGGCCCGUGGGCGCCGACGGCUCCAUCCAGCAGCACGACCUGUAUGGGGCAAGCACCGUGAACCUGGCAGACGGGGGCUCGGCCAGCGUGGACGGCACGUCCGACGACCUGAGCCUGAUCAAGGUGCACGCCGCGCUGCUCACCGUGGGCUGGGGCAUCCUCAUCCCCACCGGCAUCCUGCUGGCCCGCUCCUUCAAACGCCACGACCCCCUCUGGUUCUACGGCCACAUCGCGGUCCAGACCCUGGGCCUGGCCCUGGGCAUCGCCGGCGUGGGCAUCGGCUUCCACCUCGUCGGCGGCUGGACAGCGCCCAACGACACAGUGCAGACUCACCGCGACCUGGGCGUCACCAUCCUGGUCCUGGGUGUGGUGCAGUUCCUGCUGGCGCUCACCAAACCGCACAAGGAGCACCGGCGCCGUGGGUGGUGGAACCUGGUGCACAAAUGGCUGGGGCGCGCCGUCGUGAUCAUCGCCAUCGCCAACAUCUACUAUGGCUACAUCAGGGUGUACGACUUAGGUGUGUGGCCCUACGCCACCUACUCGGGCGUCCUGGGCCUCAUCCUGCUGGUGGGCCUGGUGCGGGAGGUCCAGCUGCGCCGCGAGAGUGCCAGGCUGAGGGUCUCGGCCUCGGGCCAGUUCCUGGCCACCCAGAACGCGCUGGCCAUGCAGGACGAGCGGGAGUCAGAGAGCUCCACGGGGCCCCUCAAGCAGAAGGCCGCAGUCUGA